AUGGAUGAUCUGAAUAGCACUGUCCACCCCAGCUGUUUACAGGAACCUCCGCUGGCUAUCGAAGUCAUAAAUCGACUUGAUCUGUUUGGAAUUGUGUUAUACUCCAUUUUCACAUUCAUGUCCAGUGUGUGUUUUCUGUUGUACCUGGAGGAGUGUGUGUAUGUCUACAGAAAAGUCCCUCCCCCUAAGAAGACCACCAUCAUGUGGGUCAAUGGUUCUGCUCCAGUCAUUGCCACUAUGUCCUGCUUGGGAAUGUGGAUCCCAAGAGCCACGAUGUUCACAGAUAUGACCUCCAACUCGUAUUUUGCAGUGGUGAUCUACAAGUUUUUGACACUCAUGCUGCAAGAGCUCGGAGGGGAUGAGAUGUUUCUUAGACGUAACAAGAAUAAUAAGUUUCGAAUCAGUACUGGACCAUGCUGCUGCUGCUGCCCCUGCCUGCCAUUUGUGCCAGUUACUCGACGUCUGCUGUUCUGGCUGAAGGUCGGGUCUCUUCAGUAUGCGAUUCUAAAGACUGCUCUCUCUGUCUUCUCAAUCGUGCUUUGGACCAAUGGGAACUUUGACCUUUCUGAUCUGGAAAUCACUGGUGCAGCAAUCUGGAUAAACCCAUUCAUUGGCGUACUCACCAUCACGUCCCUCUGGCCCGUUGCCAUUGUUUUCAUGAAUACACGGAACACGCUACGCAGCCUCAAAAUAAUUCCUAAAUAUGCCAUGUAUCAGCUGGUUCUGGUUCUGAGUCAGCUGCAGGCAGCUAUCAUCAGUAUCCUGUCUCUGGACGGCACCAUUGCCUGCUCUCCACCUUUCUCCUCUUCUGCCCGUGGCUCCAUGUUGAGUCAGCAGCUGAUGAUCAUAGAGAUGUUCAUCAUCACUCUGGUGACCAGGCUCCUGUAUAGACGUACUUAUGAUCCUCUCCCCAUGGACAUCACUGAGAAUGACAAUGCACAUAACACCCACAUCAGCCUGACUGCCAGCCCAGCACAAGAAGACACCGUCUGA
Molecule: messenger RNA, 993 nt
Organism: Chanos chanos (milkfish)
Lineage: Eukaryota; Metazoa; Chordata; Actinopteri; Gonorynchiformes; Chanidae
Product: organic solute transporter subunit alpha-like
Exons: 8
Coding region: 1-993 (330 amino acids)
Source: RefSeq, a predicted model, not a curated record